Molecule: messenger RNA, 2393 nt
Organism: Vitis riparia (riverbank grape)
Lineage: Eukaryota; Viridiplantae; Streptophyta; Magnoliopsida; Vitales; Vitaceae
Product: nucleobase-ascorbate transporter 3
Exons: 14
Coding region: 557-2194 (545 amino acids)
Biological process (GO): transmembrane transport
Cellular component (GO): plasmodesma; plasma membrane
Molecular function (GO): transmembrane transporter activity
Source: RefSeq, a predicted model, not a curated record
ACACCUCAUAGGCUGAGAAAGAAAACGGAUUAUUAUUAUGCUUUGCAAGUUUUCAUCAUGGUUGCUUGAGGAAAAGGCCAGCGAUUCUUGACCCCAAAGUCAUCACAUUAUUAAUUACAAGUUACAACUGAAGAUAAUGGGGGGAUUUGGGAAUGGCAUGAUGGUUAUUUAGAGAAGGUUUAGUGUUAAUUAGGAGUGGAAAAGGCUGCUAAGAAGUGAAACUGCCUCGAAGUGAGAGCAGCACCCACGCGUACUGCCCAUACAUUCGUUAUGUGGGCGGCAUACGGACAAAGUUUAACGUGAUCACAACCCUGAGCACCCUCUCUCUUAUAUGUGUUUCGAUUCUCAGGUCUCUCUGGAAUCUCUCUCCUUUGGAUCAUCUGAUUCAGUUUAUUUUAUUUUUGGCCUUUAUCGGCAAGGAAGCCAGGCGGAAACGACACUUCUUUCUUUACUAUUUAUUUCCGUUUUCUGCUUUCCAUCCUCCUUUCUGGUGUCGGUGAUUCGUAGAAGAAGGAAGGAUUAGGAUACCGCCACUGAGACGAGUAGACAGGAAGCCAUGGUAGAAACAGCAAGUCAUCAGGGUCCGCCUCCCCAGGUGGCUAGGCCACCCCCUCCGCCACUUGGAGGAACCAGGGGUCCUGUUUUUCCUCCUAAUGAACAGCUGCAUCAGCUUCACUUCUGCAUCCACUCCAACCCUCCUUGGCCACAAGCAAUUAUAUUGGCUUUUCAACACUAUAUUGUGAUGCUUGGAAGUACAGUUUUGAUUGCUAGUACCCUUGUGCCACUCAUGGGUGGGAACAACGGUGACAAAGGUCGCGUGAUCCAGACGUUGCUUUUUAUGGCAGGAGUGAAUACACUGCUUCAAACAUUACUAGGGGCGAGGCUUCCUACUGUGAUGGGUGCAUCAUUCGCAUUCUUCAUACCAGUCAUGUCCAUUGUUAAUGAUUUCGCUGAUAAGACCUUCAAAUCUGAGCAUGAGAGGUUUGUCUACACUAUGAGAGCUAUUCAAGGGUCAUUAAUGGUUUCUUCCAUCAUCAACAUCUUCCUUGGAUAUAGUAGGGUGUGGGGGAACUUGACUAGAUUCUUCAGUCCAGUUAUUCUUGUACCAGUUGUUUGUGUAGUGGGUCUUGGUCUGUUCAUGAGGGGCUUCCCUCAGCUUGCUAAUUGUGUGGAGAUUGGUUUGCCAAUGCUAAUUCUACUGGUUAUUGGUCAGCAGUAUUUGAAGCGGAUUCACCCAAGGGCCCAGCUCAUCCUUGAGAGGUUUGGUUUGCUUUUAUGCGUUGCUAUUAUCUGGGCUUUUGCUGGCAUCCUGACUGUGGCUGGUGCUUACAAAAAUGCCAUGGAGCAGACAAAACGGAGUUGCCGCGUGGAUCAUUCUUACCUUAUAUCAUCUUCUCCAUGGAUCAGAAUUCCAUAUCCAUUUCAGUGGGGUCCUCCUGUAUUUAGAGCAAGCCAUGUCUUCGGGAUGAUGGGAGCUGCACUUGUUACAUCAGCAGAGUCAACUGGAACAUUUUUUGCUGCUGCACGGCUUGCGGGUGCUACACCCCCUCCACCACAUGUGCUCAGUCGAAGCAUUGGUCUGCAGGGAAUUAGCUUGCUGCUUGAUGGGUUAUUUGGGGCUACUGUUGGUACCACUGCAUCUGUUGAAAAUGUGGGCCUCCUUGGACUCACACACAUAGGGAGCAGAAGGGUGGUGCAGAUAUCAACUGCUUUCAUGUUCUUCUUCUCCAUAUUUGGGAAGUUUGGUGCCUUGUUUGCAUCUAUUCCUUUACCAAUAUUUGCUGCCAUAUACUGUGUUCUAUUUGGCAUUGUUGCUGCUACUGGGAUCUCAUUUCUUCAAUUUGCAAACAGUAAUUCCAUGAGAAACCUCUACGUCUUGGGGUUGUCCCUGUUCCUUGGGGUAUCAAUAUCUCAAUAUUUUGUCUCACACACAACCACAGAUGGUCAUGGACCAGUUAAAACAGAUGGAGGAUGGUUCAAUGACAUCCUAAAUACAAUCUUCUCAUCACCUCCAACUGUUGCCAUUAUCGUUGGGACGCUACUUGAUAACACACUUGAUCCAAGACGCUUCCAUGAUGACAGAGGAAUUCAAUGGUUGGUUCCAUUCCAUCACUGGAAGGGCGAUUCAAGGAAUGAGGAGUUUUACAACCUCCCUCUCAGGAUAAAUGAGUACAUGCCCACCAGAUAUCUUUGAAUACAUUUUAGCUGCCUGUAUAGUAGCUAGACUUUUUGUUCAAGUUUCAUGUUUUGUCAUGCAUGAUGAAGGUUUGUUCUAAAUUAUAGACUAAAACUGUGUCCAUGUUUGUGAGUCAACAGAAAAAUUUUCCUUUCUGCUUUACAGAAUCUGAGUGGCAUGUUGACAUGGGCUUGCUGAACAGCCUCUUUAUUGGUCA